GUGACAGUGAAAAAGCAAAAAAAGAGCCAUUAAAAAGCUAAAACCUUCACACUCUGAUUUUUUUCUUCUGUGUGGUUUCAACAAUGGCGAAAUCUGACAUAGAGAGAGGUGGUGAAGGAGUGAUCAUCACUGGUAACAACGAGCUGUAUCCGAAGAUGACGAAGGAGAGCUUCGAGCUUCGCUGGGCUUUCAUAAGGAAGGUUUACAUCAUCUUGUCUCUUCAGCUGAUUCUCACCGUCGGUGUCUCCGCCGUAGUUUUCUUCGUCCGUGCGAUUCCGGUUUUCAUCACGACGACGAAUCACGGCCUCGUUGCCUUCUUCGUCUCUCUCCUUCUUCCUCUACUCAUGUUGUGGCCACUGAUUGCGUUUGCGAAGAAGCAUCCAAUCAAUCUCAUCAUCUUAACGCUCUUCACUCUCUCCAUCUCUUUUGCUGUGGGGCUUUGCUGCUCUUUCUCUAAAGGGAGGAUUGUUCUGGAAGCUGCAAUUCUCACCGCUACAAUGGUCCUAGGCCUAACGAUCUACACUUUCUGGGCAGUGAAGAGAGGCCAUGAUUUCUCCUUCCUUGCACCAUUCCUCUUCGGUGCCCUCCUUAUCGUCUUCGUCUUCACUCUGUUGCAGAUAUUCUAUCCUUUGGGGAAGCUAUCGUCGAUGAUAUUGAGCGGUUUUGCUGCAAUCUUGUUCUGCGGAUACAUCGUCUACGACACGAACCAGCUGAUCAAGAAACUGGACUACGACGAGUAUAUCCACGCUGCGAUUUCUCUGUAUCUGGACGUCAUCAAUCUCUUCCUCCAUCUCCUUGGUAUUAACGUGAAUGUCUCUCAGUGAUUUGAAUCCUAUCUGUUAAUGUCCUCAGUUACUUAGAACUAAUUCCAGACAAAAAAAAAACUUAAAGGCUAGAAGUCUUGUUAUUUGCUCUUAUGCUUAAAUAUAUUUUGUAAAGAUAAUGA
This is a messenger RNA of Eutrema salsugineum, 946 nucleotides long. RefSeq names its product protein LIFEGUARD 1. NCBI's taxonomy places the organism in Eukaryota, Viridiplantae, Streptophyta, Magnoliopsida, Brassicales, Brassicaceae. The transcript is spliced from 4 exons. The record is from RefSeq and is a predicted model, not a curated record. The coding region runs from base 84 to 824 and encodes 246 amino acids. Gene Ontology annotation, cellular component: membrane.